AUGGCCACCGCAGCACCUCACGCGCCCGUCGACCAAGCCACCCAGUCCAACUACAAGGACCUCUACUCGACCCACAUCGACCUCGAGUGGCACGUCGACUGGUCCCAGCGUUGCAUCCGCGGCUCCGUCACCCACCACCUCGAGUUCGCCAGGAACGGCAUUGACAAGGUCGUCUUGGACUCGUCCUACCUCGCCGUCAAGCGCGCCUACCUCACGUCCUCGCCCUCGCGCAACCUCGACUUCUCGCUCCCGUCCAAGCGCCACCCGAACCUCGGCUCGGCCCUCACCAUCAAGCUCGACAAGCCGUACAACAAGGGCGACAAGCUCGAGCUCGUCAUCGAGUACAACACGACUGACGAGUGCACGGCGCUCGGAUGGCUCGAGGCGGCCCAGACCGACUCGGGCAAGUACCCUUUCGUGUACGCCCAGUGCCAGGCCAUUCACGCCCGUUCGCUCCUCCCCUGCUUCGACACCCCUGCUGUCAAGGCCACCUACGCCGCCACCGUCCACUCGACGCUCCCGAUCCUCCUUUCGGCCCUGCGCAUCUCGCCCCCUCUCGACGCGCCCGCACCGCCCAUCGACGGCACCGUCUACACGACCACCUGGGCCCAGAAGAACGCCAUCCCGAGCUACCUCAUCGGCAUCGUCGGCGGCGAGCUCGUGUUCCGCGCGUUGGGAGAGCGGACGGGCGUCUGGGCGCAGCCGGGCGUCAUCGAGCGGGCGCACUGGGAGUUCAAGGAGGACACCGAGCGCAUGGUCACGACCGCCGAGAAACUGCUCGGUCCCUACCGCUGGGGGCGCCAUGACCAGGUCAUUCUGCCUGCGUCUUUUCCAUUCGGCGGUAUGGAGGCGGUAAACUGCGUGCUCCUCAACCCUGCUCUGAUCGUCGGCGACCGCAGCCAGGUCGACGUCGUCGCGCACGAGCUCGCCCACUUCUGGCACGGCAACCUCGUCGGGUGCGCCGAGUGGUCCUCCUUCUGGCUCAACGAGGGCUGGACCGUCUACUCGGAAGCUCUGAUUGCUCGUGAGCUCCACGGCAAGCCGACGCGCGACUUUGAGUACCUCUGCGAGCGCAAAGGGCUCCUCGACGACCUCAAGCGGUACGACGUCGACGGCCGGCGCAAAGCGCAGCGCCUCCAGAUCCCGUACGAGUUCGGCGAGGACCCGGACGACUUCUACUCGAGCGUCGCGUACCACAAGGGCGCCAACUUCCUCCUGCACCUCGAGCGUGUCGUCGGCGGCGUCGACGUCUUCAACCCGUACCACAAGGACUACAUCUCGACGUUCGCCGGCAAGGCGAUCAGCACGCAGGAGUGGGAGGAACACUUCUGGGCGUACUGGGGACGGUACCCGGAGAAGGAGCGUGCUCUGAGAGAACAGGUCGACUUUAAUGCCUGGCUCAACGGCGAGGGGCUCGACUUGCCCGUCAAGAUGGAGUACGACACCUCUCUCGCCGAUGCCGCCUACUCGCUCUCGUCCCGGUGGGCCGCAUCGCGCUUCUCGUCGCCCGACGAGCUCACGUCGCGCUUCGGCAAGGAGGACCUCGAGCACUUUUCGGCGACCCAGGUCGUCCUGUUCCUCGAGACGCUCGAGGAGGAGGACGCGUUCGAGCGCGAGAAGGGCAGCCACGUCGUCGAGGGCCUCGAGAAGGCGUACGCGUUCGAGGCCAACAAGAACCCCGAGAUCAGGCUCCGGUGGUACAUCCUCGCCCUCAAGGCCGGCCAGUACGCCUCGUCGGCCGCCUCGUGGCUCCCUCAGUGGGGCCGCAUGAAGUACGAGCGGCCGGGCUACCGCGCCCUCGCCAAGGUCGACCCCGAGCUCGCCAAGAAGACGUUCCUCGACAACGCGUUCCGGCUGCACCCGAUCUGCCGCAGGAUGGUCGCCCAGGACCUCGGGCUUGCUGCGGAGGAGGUCAAGUAGCUCGCGAGCCUUGAGAGGAGCGGUGCUGCAACGACGAGCGGCGAGCGGUUUCGCUCUCGG
This is a messenger RNA of Rhodotorula graminis WP1, 1980 nucleotides long. RefSeq lists its product as uncharacterized. The record is from RefSeq and is a predicted model, not a curated record. Gene Ontology annotation, molecular function: zinc ion binding; metallopeptidase activity; aminopeptidase activity. The transcript is spliced from 10 exons. Gene Ontology annotation, cellular component: cytosol. The coding region runs from base 1 to 1920 and encodes 639 amino acids. Gene Ontology annotation, biological process: proteolysis. Lineage: Eukaryota; Fungi; Basidiomycota; Microbotryomycetes; Sporidiobolales; Sporidiobolaceae.